CGGUUGAAUCGGUCAUUUCUUUGGAAGCAAGGGAGGGAGAAGUUUGUUCCACAAAAACUUAACGAAAAGUCUUUUCCGAUUGCAAUCGUUUGUCCUAAAUGAGUGAGUCCUCUGGUGUUGGAGAAGACGCUUCGGAUGGCAGUAUAUGUUCUCACCCGAAACCUUGGCUGCGAAUUGUGUCCAUAGUCGUGUUCGACGAAGGAAGCUAAAUCAGCAAAGAAAUCGGCAGCUUGGCCAUCGAAAUAUUCCGCCUAAUAACUUGAACAUUACGGUCCAAGGCCGUAGAAAGCAGAAAUAGACUUAAUAUUAUCUUUGGAUAUAGCUUUUACUUAUGAAGAACGAAAAGUUGAAGUCAUACACAAGCAAAGUCAAGAUGGCCGCCAGCGCCGCAUCGGCGACUUCUUUCGCUACCCCUGGGUCGGUUUUCGCUAUGGUGGACAACAUUCUUUGCGCAGUUGCCAACGCCAGGCACAACAAAACAUAUAUUGUGAAAUUCGUGCCGAUGGUGAAGCAGAUUACAAAGGUUUUGAACGGUGCAGAUGCUAGUUUUAUUCGCCACGCAGAAUUCUACAGCGAUCUGAGAGAAACUUUGAAGAAGAUCGAGCAACACGUAAAAGAGUGUUCACUACGCGGGAAAUGGGCUAAAAAGCUAAUGGCUAAGAAAGAUCAGAAGAUGCUAGAGGAAAUGGGACGACACAUCGAUCACCUAAUAACAAGAAUCGUGUUUUCAUUUGCCCAAAGAGUAGAGCUUAUGAAUAUCGCUCGACAAAAGGCUGCCCAGAAGAAACUGAAUUUCUCAGUGAUCGAGGAAGAAGAUGAUGUUGACACAAACCCAAGCGAAAGCGAAACAUCGAGUACUUAUGGCGAAACGGCAUCGCUCGCUAGUGUUGAGGACUCCAGCAUCGGACUUGAGCGUUAAAAUGUUUUACACCAUUGCCGUUUCCAGUUGAGGUCGGACAUUUUGUCACCCCCUGCAUUUAAAAUGAGCGUCGUGGUUUGAAAUAUGCAUCAAUACAUUUGCGGCUGUUUGUCAUAAAUGUAAAGUACAAAGUCUUUUAGAAAAUAAAUGAAUUAAUGUAGAACUAGUACUGUUAAAACGAACUACUGUUAUAAGUACUAAUCAAUUUCAACACUAGCAAUAAUAAAAAAGGGACUGAACCUUUUUAGUAUAAGGCACUUCCAAAAAUAAAAAAAUACGAAAAUAGUUCAUACUUCUAAGUUCGAGUACCGAACUUCUAACCUAACUUCACAUAAUCAAGCCCAGUAAGUACAUGCUGUAAAUAGUUUUUUUUUCGCUGAGCAUCAUGAUAUUUAGUAGGACUUGAUAUGUUAUACAUAGAAUCUAAAAAGUCAAACCAAUAUUUUGCUUGUGUAUAGGUAGAAAGACUUAUAUUUUACAUAUAUUUUCGGUGACUUAUUGUAUAUAUAAGAAAGGCGGAUUAAAUAUGGAUGGUA
Molecule: messenger RNA, 1455 nt
Organism: Nematostella vectensis (starlet sea anemone)
Lineage: Eukaryota; Metazoa; Cnidaria; Anthozoa; Actiniaria; Edwardsiidae
Exons: 1
Coding region: 332-919 (195 amino acids)
Biological process (GO): cell surface receptor signaling pathway
Source: RefSeq, a predicted model, not a curated record